GCCAAAUUUUAAGUAAUUAUGGCACCACUGUGCCAAGUCGGAAAAGACCAAGAAGCAAAAACGAAGAGAGAAGGAAAAGAACGGGGACGAGCGGCGAGUCAUUGUGGGUGAUCCUUGUUCAACUCCUCGUCCAGCCCUCUAGCACCAUUCGCCAUCAUCGGCGACCACCAGCACCACCUCUCCCUUCCCCUUCUCGUCAAAGAAUACAACAAAAGAACGUCUUUCACUGUUCGGUUCGGCCGUGGAUGAGUAGUACCCUCCCAAACCCCUGGUUUAACAGCAGUCGCUCGGUUAUAAACAAAAAAAAACACCUACACUCUUAGGGGUUGUUUAUGAGUGUUGAAGUAUAUUUUACGAAAACAAAAUCGUCAGAGUGUCAACGUGAAAUUGUGGCUGAACUCUUUCCGAGUUAACAGCGAAAACGGUUCAAAUUUGGUGGUUCUGAUAUUUGAGUUCAAACAAAGGCCUUUGAAGUGAUGUCUCAAAACUCAGAGACUAGCGAAGAUGAAUCAAUUUGUAUUAAACAGUAUAACAGUGGUGUGUCUCUCUUGGAGUUUGACGGGCGUGGGCGGGUCCAUCUCAUCCUCAUCCUCGUCUUCGUCGACAUCGUUGGAUCGCGAUUUCUUUGACGACGACAGUAACGACAUGUUUGACCAAAUGGAGAAAGAAGAUCGAUUCCACGAGGCCUUGGACGAAGGCUUUGACACUUGGGAAGAGAGAUGCCUGAAAGUCGGAGGUCAAGCCGUUUUAGACGAUUGGCUCCAAGCCCAAGAGCAUCUAGUCUAUUGCGUCAUGAUCAAUUUCGAUCUGACCAAAAUCCAACGCCAAAUCGACAUGACGGACAAGAAGAGAAAUCUGAAUCUCGACGUCGUUUUCAAGGAACAUUGCGGUGAACCUGUGACCAAAACGCGUCCCUGUAUCGAGGACUUUUUGGAGGCCUCACGUGGUUGCGUCGGGGAUGAUGAGGAUCGGAACAGUUUGAAUAUUACCAUGCAUAUGAUUGACGCCGCCGUGGAAUUUGUGUGCUAUAACAAUGGUGGCCGAUUGGCUUUGUUCAUGUCCGAGUCUGGCAUGGAUUGUAUGAAGACGCAUCAGGACGGGAUCAUGAAAUGCGUGGAUUCCAGCGCACCAGAAUUGUUCCACAAGCGAUC
This is a messenger RNA of Tigriopus californicus, 1151 nucleotides long. RefSeq names its product 27 kDa hemolymph protein-like. Lineage: Eukaryota; Metazoa; Arthropoda; Copepoda; Harpacticoida; Harpacticidae. The record is from RefSeq and is a predicted model, not a curated record.